AUGACCCCUGCAAUAAAGAUCGUGAUCAUCACCCCGGUGACGAUGGAUGUCACGUUCUACAAGCCCCAAAUCGACCGUCUCUGCCGCGCCGGGGUGGAGGUCACCGAAAUCUCGCUGACCGUCGGGCCGGCCACGAUCGAAUCCCGCGUCGACGAGGCCAUGGCCGUACCCGGCAUGCUGGCCGCGGCGCUGCAGGCCGAGCGAGCCGGGGCGCACGCGCUGGUGAUCAGCUGCAUGAGCGACCCGGGGCUGAGUGCGCUCCGCGAAGCGGUCGCGAUCCCCGUCGUGGGGGUCGCGCAGGUCUCCAUGGCGACGGCGGCGACGCUGGCGCACAGCUUCGGGAUCGUGACCGUGCUGGGCCGCCUCACGCCGGUCCUGCAGGCCAACGCGGCGCACUGUGGCUACGAGCGGCGGUAUGUCGGCUGCCGCGCGGUGGAGAUCCCCGUGCUAGACGUCCACCGCCGGGCGCGCGAGGUGCAGGAGGGUCUGAACCGGCUGGCGCUGGAGCUGGUCGAGCAGCGCGGCGCCGGCGCGGUCAUCCUGGGCUGUGGCGCGCUGAUGGGCUGCGCGGGCGAGAUCCGCGGGUUCCUGGCGGAGAGAGGCCUGGCCGUGCCGGUCAUUGACCCCGUGCCUGCCACCGUCGCCUUCGCCGUCUCCCUGGUCGAGCAGGGGCUGAGCCACAGCAGCAUCAGCUACCCGCCGUGUCAGGUGAAAUCGUACAAGGGGUAUGAGCUGGGAGAGCGGCAGUGA
This is a messenger RNA of Aspergillus aculeatinus CBS 121060, 750 nucleotides long. RefSeq names its product aspartate/glutamate racemase family protein. Bases 1 to 750 code for a protein of 249 amino acids. NCBI's taxonomy places the organism in Eukaryota, Fungi, Ascomycota, Eurotiomycetes, Eurotiales, Aspergillaceae. The record is from RefSeq and is a predicted model, not a curated record. The transcript has a single exon.